Molecule: messenger RNA, 3595 nt
Organism: Gracilinanus agilis (Agile Gracile Mouse Opossum)
Lineage: Eukaryota; Metazoa; Chordata; Mammalia; Didelphimorphia; Didelphidae
Gene: NCOA5
Product: nuclear receptor coactivator 5
Exons: 8
Coding region: 125-2017 (630 amino acids)
Biological process (GO): regulation of signal transduction
Cellular component (GO): nucleoplasm
Source: RefSeq, a predicted model, not a curated record
CCAGCGGCCUAGGCGUGAGUGACGGCCGCGUUGGUGGCAGUGGCUGCCCCUUGAGGAAAAAGAACGGCCGGGGAAGGCCCACGGCUCUGGUAGCGAUAUUAAUAAGGCAGCGGAAAGAAGAAAUAUGAAUACGGCUCCAGCAAGACCCAGCCCAGCACGAAGGGAUCCAUAUGGUUUUGGAGAUGGUCGGGAUGCAAGACGGGAUCGGUCCCCAGUUCGAGGCAGCCCAAGGAGAGAACCCAGGGAUGGCAGGAAUGGCCGAGAUGCCCGAGACUCCAGAGACAUGCGGGACCCCAGGGAUGCCAGAGACAUGCGGGACCCCAGGGAUUCUAGAGACAUGCGGGACCCCAGGGAUUCUAGAGACAUGCGGGACCCCAGGGAUUCUAGAGACAUGCGGGAUCCCAGGGAUAUGAGGGAUCCCAGAGAUGCCAGAGACAUUCGGGAUCCUCGGGAUAUAAGAGAUCUCAGGGACCUUGGAGAUCCUCGAGAGCUGAGAGAUCCCAGGGAUAUGAGAGAUCUACGUAAUAUUCGGGAUGUCCCACGAGACCCUAUGUAUGACAGAUACCAAGAAGUGAGGGAUUCACGGGAUCCUGUCUAUAAUAGGAGAGAAGAAUCAUAUGACCGUUAUCUGCGCAUGGAAGAGUAUUACAGAAGGAAGGAUGACACUUAUUUUGAUCGUUACAGAGAACAUUUUGAUGGACGAGCUCCCCCAGGCCCAGAAAGUCAGUCUCGUGCUAAAGAACGUCUGAAACGUGAGGAGCGGCGUAGAGAAGAGCUGUAUCGUCAGUAUUUUGAGGAAAUCCAAAGGCGCUUUGAUGCUGAAAGGCCUGUAGAUUGCUCUGUGAUCGUGGUCAACAAGCAGACAAAAGACUAUGCUGAGUCCGUGGGGAGGAAAGUUCGAGACUUAGGCAUGGUGGUAGACCUAAUUUUCCUAAACACAGAAAUGUCACUGACACAGGCCCUGGAGGAUGUUGGCAGAGGUGGAUCUCCCUUUGCCAUUGUCAUCACCCAGCAGCACCAAGUUCAUCGAUCCUGUACAGUUAAUAUCAUGUUUGGUACUCCACAAGAGCAUCGUAACAUGCCCCAAGCAGAUGCCAUGGUGCUGGUAGCAAGGAACUAUGAACGCUACAAGACUGAAUCUCGGGAGAAGGAACGAGAGGAAAUCGCCAGGCAGGCAGCCAAGAUGGCAGAUGAGGCCAUUAUGCAGGAAAGGGAACGAGCAACAGCAGCCCCCAUGGAGGAGGGGGUUCGAGGGGGCCACCCACCUGCCAUCCAGAGCCUCCUCAAUUUACUGGCUGAUAACAGGUACCUCACUGCCGAAGAAACAGACAAGAUCAUUAACUAUUUACGUGAGCGGAAGGAACGGCUUAUAAGGAGCAGCGGGGACCUUCUGCCAGCUACUAUUUCCCGACAACCCCUUGGGGCAACUUCGGGCACUUCACUGAAAUCCCAGUCCAGCCUGCCUAGCCCCCAGCCUCUCCAGAGCAGUCAGGCACUCCCUCCGGCAACACCAGCUCCAGCAUCAGCCCCCACCCCACAGCAGGAGCUUCAGGCCAAAAUCCUCAGCCUCUUUAAUAGUGGUGCUGCCACUGCUGCUGCAGCAGCUGUUGUGGCCAACAGCAGUCCUACCCCUGCCACAGCUCCCCCAACAGGCACACAGAACCAGAAUUUUGCCACCAUGGCUAACAACCAGUCUCAACAAAGAUCACAGGCUUCAGGCAACCAGCCUCCAAGUAUCUUGGGACAGGGAGGCUCUGCCUGCAACGUAGGCCCCAGGCCCGGGGCGCCAUCUCAAGGGCUCUUCGGCCAGUCCUCCAGUCGCCUGGCACCUGCAAGCAAUGUUGCUGGCCAAAGGCCAGUGUCCUCCACAUAUAUCAACUUUGAUAAUCCAAGUGUACAGAAAGCCCUGGACACCUUGAUCCAGAGUGGUCCUGCCCUUUCUCACCUGGUGAGUCAAACCACAGCACAGGUGGGACGAUCCCAAGCCCCUCUGGGAUCCUACCAGAGGCAUUACUGAUGCUAAUCUCUCAAUCCUAUUCACUCUUCAUCCCCACUCCUCCCUUCUCCCAUUUACCACAUUCUUAGAGUUUUUCCAAGGGUGUUCCAGCCACCUGACCACAUCCAUAUUGAGUGUCAUGAGCCUAUAUCACCACCUUCCCUUCCCACACCCAGCUUUGUUACUGAUCUCCCUCCAAGGGCAGAGUUUGAUAGGCUCCAAGGUUUAUGGAGCUGAUGUGAGGUUGUCUGAGCUGAGUUGGUACCUGGGCAUUCCUUGGUCUCAGGUGGUGAAGAAGUUGAGGCCUGGGUUUGUCCCUUCCUUAGGGCAGCUGAAAUAUGUUUCUGCUCCACUUAGUUUGGAAUGGUAUUUAUUUAUCAUGGUCCAGAUCCAUUGCCUCUUCUCAUUCAAAGUCACCAGCCUCUUUAGGAGGGAUGCAGCAUUGAAAGGAAAGCUUGCCAAUUUAACAUAGCACAAACUUAUAUUCUUCAAAACCUACUGAAGAGGGAAUCAAAAAACAACUGGCAAACUGGGUUUAAGUAGAUAACUGUCACUGAAGUUACCUCCUUCCAGAAAAGAAGGCAAAAGCUAGGAGAGAGGCCAAUUUGGGGUUUAAUAAAAUCUUCCCUCCUGUUCCACACAGGGUUUGGAGAAGGCAUUGGCUACAGUGUAACCAUGAAAGCUUAUUAUUAGCAAGGCCAUUUUCAGCCUAUUCAGGGUUUUUGCAUUUAACUUAGCCAUUGUCACAGACCAAAUAGCUCCACUCACUAACAGUUUAGCCCAUAUUGGAUGCCCAUCCCCUGGUCUCCCUCCUGUGACUGGCCUAGAAGCUCUCCCGUAGGUGGUUAUCAGGUGGAGGAUGGGGAGGGAGCCUAUGUUAUAUAACUUAGGCAAAUGCAACUCUAGAACUGGCCCUAGAAUUCCAUUUUCUCAGAUUUUUUUUUUAAGCCAAUUAGCUUGGAGAAACAGUAUGUUCAUCUCAACCUACUUGUUUGGUUUUUUGAGGAGAGGAGUUGUGGGCAAGGGAUAAUUUGAGGGCAGAUGUUCUAGCAGCUGCAGCACAUCUUGGUGUGGACACCCAACCUUCAGUUCCCAAGUUUUGAGCCUGAAUGAAAUUGUUGGUAGGAGAGCAUCUGGCUUCUGCUCUCUGUUGGCACCAAAGGAAGUUGCUCUUUCCUUGGGGACAUGCUCAUUCCAUCCCUCUGAGCCAAAGCCUCUAAGGUUUGGGAGGGCCAGAGGGUUGAGACCUCUAGUGCCAGUGCCUGCAGCUGUUUGAACAUUAGAAAACUCAAGGUCCCUUAGGUGGCAGCUUUUUAUGUUCCAACUUGUUUCUGUUAUAUAGUGUUUUUUUUUCUCUUUGAAACUCUUGUGUUGUUAAUAAAAUAAGAACAUUACUUUUUAAUUAAAGAAGAAAAAUGUGAAAACUGUGUCUGUCCUAUUAGAUGGUUUUCAGUCUGAACAUCUGAAAAGGACCUCUCUGGGACAUCCCACGAUGGAGUGAAAUAAUGGUAUCACUGAUUAUAUGGCUUCAGGUGUACAUUUCAUAUCAACCUUACUCUAAAUAUGCCACCUUCCAGCUGCUGACCCAACCAAUCUAUC